AUGGUGUCGCACUUUUCUCGAGAAGACUUGAGCGAGGUAUUUGAAAAUGAAGAAUCUCGAAAAAGAGAGUUGAAUUGGUUCAACGGCCAGGUGAUUUUUCUCACUGGAGGCACAGGGGGGCUUGGAGGGUGCCUAGUCUACAAACUAGCUCUCCAGCUCCCAGUGCACAAGAUAUUUGUUUUGUGUCGUGUCUCCAAGAACCGGGCUAUCGCACGUUGGAAGGAAAACAUGCCAACCCAUGUUUCCUCUAUCCUAGCCUCAAGAAAAGUCGUGUUCAUCGUGGGAGAUAUGACACAUCCGAACUAUGGCAUCGAAACGACAAUUAUCAUCAACUGCGCAGCCAAUACAUCGCUCACCCUCGGCCUCUAUGAAGCAGUAAUCGAGAAUUGUCUUCCAACUUUGGAAUUGACAAAGUUGGCGUUAAAAUGCCUGAGGCUUUCCAAAUUUGUGCAUGUAUCUAAUGCAUACGCUAACAGCUUUCUACCCAACGGUGUUGUGCUAGAGCAUUGUUAUGAUCACCCUGGAAGCGAUCAAUGUCCUGAGAAAGAGCUAUCCCAGAUCCUUUCGGAUGGAAGCACUUCUCAAACCGCUGCUUUCGCAUGGCCCUGUGCCCAAGCCAAGCACCUGGCGGAGCGACUCAUCAACAUUCGACACCCAGAUUUGCCUGUUAUGAUUCUCCGUCCCAGCUUUCUCGGACCCGCUAUUCAACACCCAUAUCCAUUAUACGAUGUCAAUGGUACAAGCCCAUUGAGUGUGCUGGGAGAGAUAUAUCUGCUCGAUGAUGGGGGAAACCGUGUUUGGCACACUUCUCCGGGUCAGCUCCAGAGAGCUGACAUUUCAGCCAGGGUUUCAUUCUCUGGAAACCCUGGCCAAAAAUGGCACGCUGAAUAA
This is a messenger RNA of Penicillium antarcticum, 891 nucleotides long. RefSeq lists its product as uncharacterized. Gene Ontology annotation, biological process: long-chain fatty-acyl-CoA metabolic process. Lineage: Eukaryota; Fungi; Ascomycota; Eurotiomycetes; Eurotiales; Aspergillaceae. The transcript is spliced from 2 exons. The coding region runs from base 1 to 891 and encodes 296 amino acids. Gene Ontology annotation, molecular function: alcohol-forming very long-chain fatty acyl-CoA reductase (NADP+) activity. Gene Ontology annotation, cellular component: peroxisome. The record is from RefSeq and is a predicted model, not a curated record.